AUGGACGCUACGUACUCGUCUUCCGUAGUACGAGAUUCUCGUACACUGCUCCGGGUCCACGUAAAUUCGGUGCACUUGAGGGUGCGACCUCACCGAUGCAGGCACUGUGAGAAAACCUUUCCUAUACCGGCCAGGCUCCGGGUCCACGUAAAUUCUGUCCAUUUGAAGCAACGCCCUUAUGCAUGUGAAUAUUGUGGCCUGUCGUUUACGGCGAGGGGCAAUGUGCAAAGACAUAUCAGAAUCGUUCAUUCGAAGCAACGCCCCUUUGCAUGUGAUAAUUGUGGCCUAUCGUUUUCGGAGAAGUGCACUAUGCGAAGACAUAUCAGAACCGUUCAUUCGAACGAGCGACCACAUAACUGCAGCUACUGUGGUAAAUCUUUUUCACAAGCAAGCAAUCUGAAGAUGCACAUCCGUACUGUACAUUUGAAUGUUACUAUUGGGAUGUAUUUGAAUCGGCGGAUAAAUAUCAACAUACAAGCGAUGCUUCAAUGCAAUCAUUUUGUGGACGAGACGAAAUUCUUGCUCCGGGUGUUAGUAGAAUGUUCUGAUGUCCAUGCAGAAGCCGACUUAGAAACGAUUGACGUGUAA
Messenger RNA from Dicrocoelium dendriticum, 588 nucleotides. NCBI's taxonomy places the organism in Eukaryota, Metazoa, Platyhelminthes, Trematoda, Plagiorchiida, Dicrocoeliidae. The record is from the annotation of a GenBank genome assembly.